Molecule: messenger RNA, 6290 nt
Organism: Cataglyphis hispanica
Lineage: Eukaryota; Metazoa; Arthropoda; Insecta; Hymenoptera; Formicidae
Product: serine/threonine-protein kinase 17B-like
Exons: 6
Coding region: 649-2580 (643 amino acids)
Biological process (GO): protein phosphorylation; intracellular signal transduction; positive regulation of apoptotic process
Cellular component (GO): nucleus
Molecular function (GO): protein serine/threonine kinase activity; ATP binding
Source: RefSeq, a predicted model, not a curated record
UUGUCGGUGAAUCGUUGCGAUGAGCGGUCGGUGCGCGCGAUAAGAGUCGAGCGAGGGAUUAAGAGCGCGUGCCUCGCGGCUGCUGUAAAUCGGCACUCGACGAGAAAGAGCGCGAUUAUUUCGUCCGUCGCGAGGAUCCAUUUCGGAUCGCGAGGUACGAGUGUCGGCGUGCGCGCGCACGCACGCCGGGCGGCGAACUUCACACAGGUAGCGGUGCGGCCGGAGUGCUUUGCUGGACUUUGACCGACUCGGCCGAUCGGAUCUCUCCCUGUUUUCUUUUUUUAAUUUGUUCUUUUUUUCGGCACGUUGAGAUGUGUUUCACGGUCGCGACAUAUCUCGCGCGAUAGUAACGCGAUAUAUUUCAUGCUCCGUGACGCUGUCGGAAAGAAGUGAGCGCGCGGGCGCGCGCGCGUCGCGUUUACCACGAUCGCGCGAUCAAAAGAGAGAAUCGGCUGUGAGUGGAAGAGAGAAGGGAAGAAGGGAGAAAUAUACAAAGAAACUCUCUCUCUCUCGUGUGACGCUCUUAGUGUGUGCAUCGGUUUCUGGGAUUUCUACGUUGCUUGGUUUUUGUGCAACGCGCGUUGUGCAACCGUUUUCUGGAGUUUCGAGAUUCAACUUUCUGUGACAGAAGAUCUGGCAGCAACGGCCAUGACCGCAGACAGCCUGUUUGAGACUACCAGCAUCCCGGGGCACCUCGCUCCCACGCCCGAGAGACUGGAGAGACUUCUCUCGAAACAGACCCUCGAGGAGCUCUACGAGGUCGAGGAACAGCCUUUCGCACGAGGUAAAUACGCGACGGUGAGAAGAUGCCGCGAAAGGUCCAGCGGCAGGCAGUGGGCCGCCAAGUUCCUGAGGAAACGACGACGGGCCCAGGAGCUCAGAGCGGAAGCGCUUCACGAGGUCGCCGUGCUGGAUGCCGCGGCCAAUUGUUCUCGACUUGUCUCCCUACAUCAGGUCUUUGAGACCAACACCGAGAUGGUGCUCGUCCUCGAACUGGCUCCUGGCGGCGAGUUACAAAUGAUACUCGACCGAGAUGAAGUUCCGGAGGAGCGGCAGGUUGCCAGAUUGCUGAAGCAGAUUUUGGACGGGAUAGCCUUUCUGCAUUCCCUGAACGUAGCUCAUCUCGACAUCAAGCCGCAAAAUUUGGUACUUACUGGAGAGUUCCCGGACUGCGACGUAAAAUUAUGCGACUUUGGCAUAUCGCGAUACAUCAGCCACGGAGCGGACAUACGAGAAAUUUUGGGCACGCCCGAUUAUGUUGCCCCGGAGGUCCUCAAUUACGAGCCGAUCAGCCUGGCCACCGACAUGUGGUCCGUCGGCGUGCUACUCUACGUGCUGUUAACGGGAUGCUCGCCGUUCGGCGGUGACACCAAGCAAGAGACGUUCUGCAACAUCAGUAGAUGUCGUUUGGAUUUCCCGGAUGACCUCUUCGAGGAUGUCUCCGAGGAGGCGCGCGAUCUCAUGCGCAAGCUGAUGGUUAAGGAUCCCAAUGAACGCCUGACGGUGACCGAAUGCCUCCAGCAUCCCUGGUUCAACAUGUUCGAGCAGCCGACGACACCGCUGGCUUCGACAAUGUGUUCCACGUCGGAUGACAGUCCCGCGGCGGACUCCACGACGAUGCUCUCCCAAGGGGAGAGUUCUUCGUCGAAAUCUUUACCAAUCGCCAACGGUCAGACCGCGUCGAAUACAUCGUCAACGCCGAAAAGCAACGACGGCGAGAAGCAACAUCGGUCAUCCACGACUGGUGUGUGCCACAGUCCUACGGAAUCCUGUGCAAAGCCGACAAGUCCGCGCGCCGUUUCCUCGCAUACGGAGAACCUGUAUUCGACAUCAAGAUCAUCGCCCAAGCCCAUCAGAUUCGGCCUGAGUCCAGAUCGCAGGGACACUUUCAAGAGGAACAUGGACUCGCUGGCGCGAAAAUUUUCCGGCACUGUUUUGCCGGAAAUCGUCAUCAUCGAAACGGGAUCAUCGACGAAUGCUGUCGGCAAUGGUGCUCAUCAGCGUCGUGCCACCGCCACCCACACGAUGCCCGCAGGUGGCGAGGUGUUCAAGUGCACGCCCGUCUUUAUUCUUGGUGAAGCGGAACAGCAGUGCAGCAGCGAUAGCGGCAGCGACACCGUCUCCGAGAUCUCGACCGACAGCUCGAGCGAUCGUAGCAGCAUCUAUUCGGAUGAUUCGCUGGAUUUUAUUCUGUAUGGUAAAAGCCAGGGUAGAGCGAGCUAUCCGUUCACUGCCGCCGACGCGACCGCCGACAGGUGGGAACAGCAGAGGCAUCAUCGCACUGCGCACAGAGUGUGGCCGCGCGAGUGCAGUGGCGUCGUCAGUAAGGCGCUCAGCCGUUUCACGUCAGAAACUUCGUCCAGCGGAACGAAGAUUGCGAAGAUCCCGACAGCGCCGAUGGCGACGGCAACAAUGCGCGGCGGCAGCAAGAUUGGCCUCGAGGCACUCCGCGAGCGAAGCGGUAAUCUGGUGGUUAUCAGGGAGCCUGUCCGCGCCGGCAGAUACACCAGGUAUAGCGAGGUGCAAUGCGAGUCGGUGCAGGCGCGGAUUCGGCGGUUCCAGGUGCACGAAGCUUCGUAAAAUCGUCCCGCAUAGGCGUGCGCCGGCAGGUGUCGGCGUUGAAUUGUAUUUGCCAGAUGUCUUCUGGCAGUCUCCUCGAGGAGCUUCUUGAAAGAUUGGGAGCUUCGAGGCAAAUGUACAUAUUACAUAAUUAUCUGUACAAUAACGCGGAAAGCAAGGGAAGGGAGAGGUUUUGAGCAACGGGAUAUAUCCGAGGGACGCGAAAUGAAGCACAAAGAUGGAAGGAAAUGGACGGGCAAAGUUCCUCGAGGUUUUUUUGAAGGCUGUGACGACAGAAGUUUCUCGGAAAGAUUCAGGAGAUUGCGCGUACAUUUUUUUCUAUAAAAAUAUAGAUUAUAUGAGCUUUUCGAAAAAUUAAUUUGAAUUCUCUUAGCUUAUUUAAUUGUCGCGGCAGAGGAUGGUAAAAUCGAAAGAGAGAAAGAGCGGUAUUAUGUGCCAUCCGACAAUUGUAUGCAAAAGCAUUAAGGGAAGAUUAUUCCUAAGUUUAUUUUUCGUAAAAUACAUAAUGCUGUGAUAGCGUUAGUGAAAGUUUACGGAGAAUGCGACGUGUCUUUGCUUCUCAUUUUUGCCGAAACUGAAUAAAGAUGUUUUUAAGAUUUAAUCGAGAGAAAUUUUGCAAAACAGCAUCGUAUAAUUCAAUCGCAAGACAUAAUACUAAACAGUAUUUCGUAGCAAGAAAAAGAACAACAUUACAUGAUGCGAAGCGUCAUAUCACAUAAGCCUGAUCUCCAGAAUCAUUCAACAGCCUCUCGAAGCCCCUAGCCCGAUUUUUGCCGGAUUCUUCCGGAAUCCGAGAUUGUACGUAAAAGAGCGCGCGAUCCGUUUGUUAUUCACUCUAAUGUAAACGCUAGCGUGUAACGCGUAGCGCGAAACAUAUUGCGCGCGCAUACGUGCCUGUACACGUGUGCCUUUGCGAAGGUGCCGACGAGAGAUCGUAGCUUGUAUCAUAUCAAAGCGAACAAAUGGCUGUUGUAAAUACGGAUGAGAGUGCGCGUGGGUAUGUAUGUAUGUGUGCGUGUAUUUGUGCUGAUGCUCUUCGUGGAGCAAGCGAGCGGCUUCGAAGUGGGCGGUCUUGAUGUACAUAUCGAAUAAUCAGAGAUGGAAUGAGUGACGAAUCCGCGCGUAUCUGCACUAGCUUGCGAAAGGUGCCUGUGGUUACGGUGAUGCAUUUCCGAUCACGAGGGUAGUCGCGGAUCGGACGGAAGACCUAAUGAGAUUGUCGCACUACCUGACGCUAAAUUCCGCCGAAUGGAAAAUAUAUUCUAUCAUUUGUAAAUAGAAGUAUGCGCCCGAAACCGCAAGUACCAAAAAAAUGCAAAUCAAUGCGCGAGAUAUUUUAUGGCAGCUUUGUUUAGUCUGCCAUUAUCAAUAGACUGACCGACCGUCCUUUCGAGCUGAGAGAAGCUCGAACCGCAUCGCGUGUAUAUGCAUCAAGACGAGAUUUAGACGCGUUAUACUUUUUACUCGGAUAUUGUAAUUCCGAAGACCUAACUUUUGAGAUAUGAUUUCUUUAGAAACGAAUUAUUUAUUAAUGAAUUACCACAUUUAUACGCGCGUUAUAAUUGAUAGUGUUAUCGGAGUACAAAUUCAUCUGAUUUUUAAGUAAAUUGCUCUUGUUUUUCUAACAAUGUGUAUCUCAAUCUCGGUGCAUCGCGCGCGAUUCUGUUGAAAUCGCCAUAUUAAUUGAUCGUCGUGUUUGACGAUGACCAACGACAAUCCAGAUAGAUACAUACAUUUCCGGUGCCUUCUUUAAGGAAAGAUCACAAUUUGUGUGCGCAAAAUAUGCCAGUCGCCAGUGCCUAUAUUUAUUUUGUCCGAUAUGUGACAAGGUUCUUCGAGUCACGAGACUGCAAUGUACAGAAGAGAGAAUGUACGUACGUGUGAAGAGUGCCUUAAUUACGCGCGACUUUGCGGGGAGAUCGAAAUUGAGAGCCUAGACAAGAUUUCUAGGCCUCUCUAAUUCCAGUUAGCUCGCAUAUGGUCUCGACGGAGGAGGUUAAUAAUGCGGGGUCCUUCAAAUGUCAGUGAACUCGUCGCACGAACCACCGAAAACUUGGACUCUCGUUGCACGUUAUCAAAGAGAACGCUUCUCCCGUAAGAGCUAUAUCGCGAGUAUACAUAUUUUCUCUUUUUUUUUUUCUUUUUGAUAAAUGCUAAUUAUGCUAUUUUAAAUACUUUAGAAUUAGCAUUUUUUUGUUUUAAAACUGUGCGAUGUUCCAAAUUGCGCGCGAAGUAUAAAAAGACGAUCGCCCUCUCGUCUGCUCUCCGAGCUCUCGAAAUGCAAAUGGCAAUAAGCAAAAUUCAUAUCCGCGGAUUUCAUUAUCGCGCGCGAAUGGAAACACGCAACGAAUGCUAGUCAUAAGCACAAUACAUUCUCUUUCUCACGCUCGCUCCCCCUUUUUUCGCGCCCCCUAAUUUUCGUUCAUUUCGCCGCGGACACACGCUCACGUUGGUGAGAUGCUAACGAGCGACCUAUGUCUUUGUCGUGUGAGACGAGACGGGAAAGAAAGAAGAGUGGACGAGAGCGCUGCAAACAUAAUGGACUUGGCCUCGCUUUGAGCAGGAUGAGAGAGCAUUGUUCGAAAUCUGCACAUUUAUCUGCAUAAUUAUCUGCAUAAAUCCAUAAGAUGCGAAAGAAAAUGUAGUAAUUUUCUAGUAAAUAACUUAUAUUUUAAUAAUAUAAAGAUUUUUCGCAAUAUAUAUACAGCCUGAAUUUUUUUUAUUACAUGUUAUUACUUGUAAAGAGGAUUAAUAUUGUUUUCGGUGGUUCUAUUCUCAAAUAUAGCCAUACUCUUUUUUGAUAUGUUGACCAUAUUUCAAGAACUUCUACUACUUAGACUGUGAAAAUGUUAAAUUUUCGCAAACAUAAUUCAAUCAAAAUCAAAAAGCACUUGAAGAAAUAUCAAGCGUAAUAAAUAAAAUCGCGUAAUGUUUUGAUCUCUACUUUAACAGCUGUUUCAAUCAUUGCGUGGAAUCGAAGCAAAGCGAAAGCGUUAAACAUUUUCCGAUCUGGACCGGAGGCGGUUUGACUGAUUCAACCUUUCGGGUCGGUGGUUUUGUUGUAAUUUUGACGGGAACCAUCAAAACACAGAAGAGGCGAUAACACGGAAAUUGGAUACGCGUGAAAUACAUCGCACGCAAAUGCGCACAUUCUUAACGCGUACACUUCCUUUCGAGUUGCAUGUGCGCGGAAGUCUAUUGUUCGAGAAUGUGUCUCCGAAAAUCAAAGAGUGGAAUUAUCUUGUAAUAUAAUUUUGCUACGAGACGGGCGGCGCGAUUCGAGCGAGCCGGACUUACCUUCUCUCGCGGCGCGAAUUCGCAAUUAUUUAUUCUUUUUUUUUUUUGUGAUAUGCCAUUAGUUAGAAUUAAUCGAUUUUCGCAUCAUUUCUUCGUGUUAAUUCAACUUUGCGAGAGAACGAGUCGUCUUUUGUCUUGCGCGACACGACGCGCUGUCCGAUAUUCUCUUUUAUCAUUAUCAUAUUAUAUCUCCUUUAUAAUUAUUAUAUAUAUAUAUAUAUUAUAUUAUAUUAUAUUAUAUACACUCUAUUAUUACAUAAUAAUAAUUAUUAUUACAUUAUUAAUACCGGAAUUAAGCGCGAUGGUUACAGUCGCGCAUAUAGCUGCUAAAAACUUUCUGUAAAUACUUCUGUCAUUGUAUUAAUUUUAAUAAUACGUACGUAAUAAUAAAAAUACAACAAUACACUCGAAAA